Molecule: messenger RNA, 2362 nt
Organism: Suillus paluster
Lineage: Eukaryota; Fungi; Basidiomycota; Agaricomycetes; Boletales; Suillaceae
Product: P-loop containing nucleoside triphosphate hydrolase protein
Exons: 14
Cellular component (GO): cytoplasm; membrane; microtubule
Molecular function (GO): GTPase activity; microtubule binding; GTP binding
Source: RefSeq, a predicted model, not a curated record
ACAGUGACAAAGAAGCCUCUAGACCGAGCGCCGAGGUAUAAAAACAGAGGUGAUCCAGAUAUCACGCAGACAAGCACCUGCAACCGAGCAGUCUCUUAACGCUCCAGCACCUUCGAUCAUUCCGCCUCUUGAUGAACAACCUGAAGUACCUUUGAUCGUUCCGUCUCUUGAUGAAAUGUCUCUUCCUUCCGUUCCAAGUUCUGGUUCCGUUAGCCCUCCAGACAUGGCAUGGGUUGAAGUAGACAUAUCGUCCAGUGACUAUGCCCGCAGGCGUAGAGAGCUUAUGGAGAUGAUGGCCGACCUCCGAUCCAUGGGUGCCGACGCGCUGAUCGACAUACCAUCCGUAGUCGUGAUUGGUGGACAAUCCGCGGGCAAAAGCUCACUCGUAGAGGCCGUUAGUGGGAUCAAUGUCCCAAGAGAUAGCGGAACGUGUACCAGAUGCCCUAUGGAAUGUUCGAUGUCCAGUCAUGCCACGUCAUGGUCCUGCACUAUCACCUUACGAAUUUACCCUGAUAAUGGCCGAGACCUGGAAAAGCCUAUUACUGUGUCCUUCGGCCAAACGAUCACUGACAGACGUGAGGUCGAAGUUUGGCUACGUCGUGCCCAGGCAGCCAUUUUGAACCCGAACAUUCCUUCUUCGAGUUUCCACACAAAGACCAUCGAGGAACUCAGGAACGCAAGAAAUACACUGAAGUUCUCCCGCAACGUGGUGUGCGUCUCGAUUGAAGACCCCGAUGCCACUGACUUGUCAUUCUAUGAUUUGCCGGGCUUGAUACAGAACGAAGAAGCCGAAACCGUCGCCUUGGUGAAAAGUAUGGCGGAACAUUACACUGAGACAGAGAACACUAUAAUAUUAACCACAAUUCCCAUGAGCGACGAUAUGGAGAAUCAGCAAUCGAUGAGUCUUGCCAGGGCCGCAGAUCCUGAUGGAAAGCGAACAAUUGGUGUACUUACGAAACCUGACACGCUCGGUGUUGGAGCUAUCAACCAGCGUCGCAAGUGGGUGGAAAUUAUCGAGGGCCGUUCGGAGGAGCACACACUAAGGCACGGUUUUUACUGCGUCCGUCUUCCUGAUGAUGCCGAACGCGCACAACGCCUGUCUCGUGCUGAAUCGCAAAGGCGAGCUGCAGAGUAUUUUGACACGACGUCGCCCUGGAGCGACAUGAUCGACCGUCAUCGGUUCGGAAUUCCGGGCUUUGUCUCCGAUGUAAGCCGACUGCUCAUCCAGUUGAUCGAGGAAGCUUUACCCCGCCUCAGAGAAAAUAUCGACAACCUCCUUGCCAAAUGUAUGAAGGACAUCGAUGCACUGCCUCUUCCACUUGCAAAUGACCCACAGAUUGAGGUUUUAGAACGAGUCAAUGCGUUCUGUGAUGUCUUCAAGAGCUUUGUGAAUGGCAGUCACGAAGACAAACGUCUUGCGCAGCGGAAUUGCGCUCUCUAUGCCAUCUUCAAGAGGGAUAUACGCGGCACCGCUCCUGACUUCAGGCCUUUUAAUGGACCGGAAGGCUAUGUUCCAUUGGACGAUACUGAGGGGAAGAUGACUCUUACUGUGCGAGAUCCUGGCGUGAAAGCGAUGGGCAUAUAUGACAUCCGCAGGGUCAUCCACGAGGCAAUUGGAUGGGAGCUUCCGAACAACGUGCCAUAUCAGGCGAAGGCGAACCUCAUCGCUCAAUUCACCAAACUCUGGGUUGCUCCGUCUGAGCGCUGUCUCGCUGGUAUCAAUGAUGUGAUUGAUCAAGUCAUCAGCACGCUCAUAAGCAUCCAUUUUGGUCGCUUCAAAGUUCUUGAGGAUUAUGUUAGCAAUCUGAUUAGAAUUCAGGUUGAUAUCUGCAAGGCGCGCGCCCGAGAGGCUGUCAAUAUGGCCUUGGAUCUGGAAACUACUCCAUACUAUACUCAGAACACGCACUAUCUUCAAGCACUCCGCGAAAAAUGGCUAGCUCAUUAUAAGACAGUUCAUAGUAACCCUUUUCGGUACUACAGGGCUCCCCCACUCGAGGCCAAAGCUUUGAGGGCUCUUGCGGAAGCGGGGUACACAAAUCUUACGGUACCAGAUCUUGCGCGUCUGUUGCCUCCCGACUCGUUCGAGGAAGAGCUAAUUGUGAUGGCUGAUGUUCGAGCCUAUUAUCACGUUGCCUACAAACGCGUCAUUGACCAUAUUCCUCUGACGAUCGAGCAUGCUCUCCAUCAUGCCCUGGCGAACCAACUUUCGCAGAGCCUUCUUACGAGUUUGCUAACUGAUGUUGCAUCUGGGCCCGACUUCGCUGAGUUGGUCAGCGAAGAUGCUUCCAUCACUCAGAGACGCACAAUGCUCGCGACAAGAAAACAACGCCUACUAGACAUUCGCCGAAGACUCAUGACCUUC